UCGCACUUUGCAGCUUUUGAGCUUCGUCCAUCCCUCACGGCUUCUGAGAUCUGGCGGAGGCACCGAGUCUGGUUCUUGAUCGUUUGUCCCGGAUUGGAGGACGCGGGGCCGGCGCUUGAGAAGUAGGAGUGCGAGUUUUCAAGAGAUUUAUGCGUGAAUCCCUUUCCGGAGCCUGAGGUUUCGAUCUGGUGGAGUUUAGCAUAUUCAUACUGUCUUCUUGUUCUUCUUGAUUGCAAAGAAAGAAGGGGGAUUCAUUGGCUGUCUAUGUAACAAACCAUCUGGCGGAGGUAAUCUCUGAUGAAUUUCUUCAAGUCCUGCUUUUGCAUCCAGCCGUGCGGCACCAGUGGGCGGCGAGGUCGGCUUCUUUGGAACACUAACGCAGGGCGUCACGUGAGCGGCGAGUUCUCGAUGGCCGCCGUCCAGGCCAACUACCCAAUUGAAGACAAGAACCAGAUUGAAUCAGGUUCGCUGAGCUUGGAAGAUUGUGGCCCUUUGGGAACCUUCGUGGGCAUCUACGAUGGACACGGCGGUCACGAGACUGCCCAGUACAUAACCAAUCAUCUUUUCCUUCACCUCAAGAGAUUUACAUCGGAGGAACAUACAAAUACAAUGUCAGCUGAUAUACUGAGGAGGGCAUACCAGGCUACAGAAGAAGGUUACUUGUCUUUGGUCACUGGACAAUGGGCUGUGAAACCUCAGUUAGCAGCAGUUGGCUCUUGUUGUUUGGUUGGAGUAAUCAGUGAAGGAACACUGUAUGUUGCAAACCUUGGCGAUUCCCGUGCUGUAUUAGGUAGGCUUGUGAGGACCACCGGAGAAGUUCUAGCUGUCCAGCUAACGGAAGAGCACAAUGCAGCAAUUGAGUCAGUCAGACAAGAAUUGCAUUCUUUGCAUCCUGAUGACCCAGAGGUUGUCGUUCUCGUUCGCAAUAUUUGGCGUGUCAAAGGAAUUAUACAGAUUUCUAGAUCUAUUGGAGAUGUCUACCUCAAGAAAACAGAGUUUAACCGUGAGCCCUUGCCUCCAAAGUUUCUCCUUAAUGAACCGUUCAGUACACCAUUCCUGAGUUCUGAGCCAGCAAUUCUGGUACAAGAAUUGCAGCUGGAAGAUCAAUUUCUUAUAUUUGCCUCAGAUGGCCUGUGGGAGAAUCUAGACAAUCAGGAAGCAGUUGAUAUUGUUCGAAGGAAUCCUAACACUCGAAGUGCACGAAAGCUUGUCAAAGCUGCACUACAAAAAGCAGCAACGAAAAGAGAGAUGAGGUACUCAGAUUUGGAGAGGGUUGAUAAUCACGCUCGCCGGCAUUUCCACGAUGACAUAACUGUCAUUGUUGUGUUCCUUGAUUCUAACCUCAUUAGGGCGGCUAUCUCUAAGAAAGGUCCAAGCCUGCCAGAUGUUACGACCCUACCUCCAUCAUCAUCGUCAUCUUCAGCGGCGUCUUCUUCUUGUUCUUCUUCUUCGUAUAUGAUUAACUGAAGCCAGGUUUUGAAAGAGCUAUACGUUCUAAAGUGAAGUGGGAUGGUGACAAAUUUUGUUUGCAAUCUACCACUCUCCUGCAAACAAUAUGAUGCUCAUUAGAAGAUGUUAUUCUUUUGAUUUUCAUCACAGGAGAGUAACUGAGAAUAAUGUAGGAACCUGUAGCACUUGACACUAUUUUUUUUCCUUUUUUUUUGUUUGCACAGGAAUGGAUCUAGUAGGUCGCAAGAAAGAAGGAUAUAAUUCUUUCUCAAUAUAAUUCUUUUUGGUUUUUGUAGAACCGUAUCAGUUGA
Messenger RNA from Zingiber officinale, 1760 nucleotides. Its product is annotated as probable protein phosphatase 2C 60. The record is from RefSeq and is a predicted model, not a curated record. The transcript has 4 exons. Bases 298 to 1467 code for a protein of 389 amino acids. Lineage: Eukaryota; Viridiplantae; Streptophyta; Magnoliopsida; Zingiberales; Zingiberaceae. Gene Ontology annotation, molecular function: cation binding; protein serine/threonine phosphatase activity. Gene Ontology annotation, biological process: protein dephosphorylation.